Messenger RNA from Hippocampus comes (tiger tail seahorse), 2377 nucleotides. It is a transcript of the gene asb8, whose product is annotated as ankyrin repeat and SOCS box containing 8. Gene Ontology annotation, molecular function: protein binding. Bases 127 to 996 code for a protein of 289 amino acids. The transcript is spliced from 4 exons. Gene Ontology annotation, biological process: intracellular signal transduction. NCBI's taxonomy places the organism in Eukaryota, Metazoa, Chordata, Actinopteri, Syngnathiformes, Syngnathidae. The record is from RefSeq and is a predicted model, not a curated record.
GUUUUUGUGUCUGUCAAACCGAGUAGCAAAUAAACGGUCCCACCAAACAGGCAGGCUGUCAAACGCGUCAGUUUGCUCAUCACAAACGGGUCACCCCUGUAUGGGUGCCAUGGUCUUCAGUAACACAUGAGCUCUACUAUGUGGUACAUUAUGCAAAGCAUUCAAAGUAAAUACUCCCUGUCCGAGCGGCUCAUCCGCACCAUCGCCGCCAUCCGCUCCUUCCCGCACGACAACGUCGAGGAUCUCAUUCGCAAGGGCGCUGAUGUGAACCGCAUGCACGGCACACUGAAGCCCCUUCACUGUGCCUGCAUGGUUGCUGAUGCCGACUGUGUGGAGCUACUACUGGAGAAAGGGGCAGAGGUGAACGCUUUGGAUGGAUAUAACCGCACGGCGCUCCACUAUGCAGCAGAGAAGGACGAGAGCUGUGUGGAGGUCCUGCUGGAGUACGGGGCCCAGCCCAACGCUCUGGAUGGCAACAAGGACACUCCGCUCCACUGGGCCGCCUUCAAAGACAACCCCGAGUGUGUGCGAGCGCUGCUCGACAGCGGGGCUUGCCCCAACGCCCGCGACUACAAUAGUGACACGCCGCUGAGCUGGGCAGCCAUGAAAGGGAACCUGGAAAGCGUCAAAGUGCUUUUGGACUAUGGCGCACAGGUGCACGUGACCAACUUGAAGGGCCAGACACCCAUCUCCCGACUGGUGGCACUCUUGGCACGCGGCCUGGGCACCGAGCAGGAGGAGGAGUGCCUGGAACUGUUGUGCCGAGCAGCCGGGCGUUUUGAGAUCCGCCGGGCCGACGGAACGCUUCCCAAGGAGCUCAGUAAGGAUCCUCAGCUGCUUGCCAGGCUCACCGGCAUGGCGGCCAAAGCACCUACACUGCGUUCUCUCGCGCGUUGUGUCAUUAGGCAAAGUCUUGGCGUGCGGUUCCUGCCCACAGCAGUCAAAGAGCUUCCUCUACCAGAGACCAUCAAGGAAUAUCUCCUCCUCAGAGACUAAGACAGUGUCAGGUGAUGGCAGAGUUUUUCUCCUCUCCUCAAAUAACCACGACAGCCUCUCAUGUCCCUUUUCCACUGUGCACUACUGGAUUGCCUCAGUCGAAAACUGCGCUGCACUGAUGGUCUCAGUCCGGGAGAUGCUAGCUAAAGUAACUCACUUACACUACUCUCGUUUUAUGAUCCAGCUGUAAUCGGUAUCUUGGAAAAAAAAAUAUCUACAAGGGCAGAUGUGUCAAAUGUUUCUUAUAGGAGGAAAAAGCUAAACUCAGAUGACAGGUAUUGAACUGAUUUAACACAAUAGUUUUUUUUUUAUACUUAGCAAAGUAUUAUACAGUAUACAUGUAACAUUUUAGAAUGAAUGUACAUCGAUCAUGGGAGAGUGCCUGGAUUUGGAUCUUGAACACUUCUGUAAAGCAAGGCUACAUUAAAAUUGGUCAGGGAAAUCACACUCAUCAGAAUAAAUUUGUAACCUUACCAGAAUUAAAAAAAAUAUUUCAAAUCAUAUCACUAAAACAAAUUGAUAUAUUUUUGAUAAAUGUGGUUCUUAUACCUUCACUACUUCACUACUUACUACACUUCACUAAACGGGAGCAUAUAAUUCCUGUUGCUAACAACAGUGAAGUAAAACGAGAUUUUCAUGUGUUUAACAUUUAGCAUGUUCCAAUAUCGACUGAUGGGAUAUCGAUUUGCCAUUGGAACUACGACGGAACUGCAGAUAAUCCGAUACAAGAGGGCGUCGUAGGUACAGUAGGAAAGGGGCAGGACGCCGGCAUUUGACAUGUGAAGUCUCUUUUGAUGGAUUGUCACCAGAAGUAGAGGGAAGUGUCUUUCAGAACGGCACACGAGUGUACAACCGCACCAUACGUACAUUCAUAUUAUAAUUCAUGUAUGCACCUUUUGUAUUCCGAGCACUUGAAAAGUCUGUCACAGUGAUCUUCAAUGCACGGUAUGAGGAUGAGGGGUCUUGUUUAAUGUUGUCCCAGGGAUCAUCGAAUGUUACCGUCUUUUACACUACUGAGGUAACAAAUGAUGGGAACAGUGUAUGUGUCAUUUUCGAACUUUGUGAAAUUCAUUGGGCACACAAGUUUCGCCCUAUAACGUGAUGACAUCUUGCCUGCUGUUCUGUGUGCAAUUCAAUCAAAUGUCAAGCAAGCUGCCGAUGAGAAGCGAAUGGUUUAAUUUACUCACCGUUCGCUAACAUCCCCACUUGAUGUUUUUUAAGCCUGUCUUUAAUUUAUCAAGGCAAGAACUUUAAUUUACUAAUGUUUUUAAGAUUUACACAAUAUGCUUUGUACUAUCUAAGUUGAAAAUGGAUGAUUUUGUGUUGUGGUGCUGCAGAUAUAUAAUCAUGUUAAAGUCGCAUCUCGUUUACGCCUGCAAAA